UGACUCAUGCCUUGUCUUUUUAUUCAAGGUCUAGGAUGGGUGCGAAACAAAAGUGUCAAGAAUCAUUUCCAAGACCUGCGUCCUGAGCAUGAGAAGGCCAUUCAUCCAGACUCAGUCAGCAAAAAAACUGGCAACUGUAAAUAGUACACUGACCUCACAUACUUCCACUAUCAGAAAGGAAAACCUAAGAAAACUGAUGUGUUUGAUUCAGAGCAACUACCAAAUAUCUUGAACAGAUGAACAUUCAGAUUGAAAGCAACGAUGAUAAUGAACACUCAGCUGCUGAGCCAGUUCAUCUCCCCGUACACUGGUCGCAUGUAUGGUCGUCAUGUCACAGGACUAUGCUUACACAUGCAGAGACGAGUGGCCAGGGAAGUACGCAUAGCUAAAUUGAUCGGUUACUUGCCCUUCAUGAACAAGCCUGUGAAAUAUUUGGAAGACCCGAUGCUGUUCAAUCCAUUCUCUAGAAAGACAUUAACUUUGUUUUUGAUUCCAUGUCAUACAUAGUGUAAUAAAUUAAUUUGUAUGCAUAAUUUUAAA
This is a messenger RNA of Dreissena polymorpha, 540 nucleotides long. Its product is annotated as 28S ribosomal protein S18c, mitochondrial-like. Lineage: Eukaryota; Metazoa; Mollusca; Bivalvia; Myida; Dreissenidae. Gene Ontology annotation, molecular function: small ribosomal subunit rRNA binding; structural constituent of ribosome. The transcript has 3 exons. The coding region runs from base 262 to 507 and encodes 81 amino acids. Gene Ontology annotation, cellular component: ribosome; mitochondrial small ribosomal subunit. Gene Ontology annotation, biological process: mitochondrial translation. The record is from RefSeq and is a predicted model, not a curated record.